GAGUACCUAUUUUGUAUCACCUCUUCUUCUCCUCAAUAUAUAUAUCUGGAGUGUGUUCUAAAGAAGGAAAAAAGGGAGGGAUUUUCAUUUACUUUGUUCAUUUAGAAUCAAGAGGUUUUUUGGAGCUUUUUGACUACAUGGGUGAGGAAAAGGAGAACAAAGGGGAGGAGGACAAGAAAGAAGAAGAGAAGAAGGUAGAGGAAAAGAAAGAAGAGAAGAAAGAAGAUGAAGUUCAAGAAAUUGUGCUCAAAGUUGAUAUGCAUUGUGAAGCUUGUGCCAGAAAAGUUGCAAGAGCCCUCAAAGGUUUUCAAGGAGUGGAGGAAGUAACGGCGGAUUCUAAGGCAAGUAAAGUGGUGGUAAAAGGGAAAAAUGCAGAUCCUCUCAAAGUGUGUGAAAGAAUUCAAAAGAAAAGUGGUAGAAAAGUGCAAUUAAUUUCGCCUUUGCCUAAACCACCAGAAGAAAAUAAAAAGGACGAAAAGAAAGAGGAGCUGCCCAAAGAAGAGAAGAAAGAUGAGCCUCCACCAGUUAUAACAGUGAAGAUGACAGUUCAGAUGCAUUGUGAUGCAUGUGCACAAGUACUCCAGAAACGAAUCCGGAAAAUUAAAGGCGUUGAAUCUGUAACGACGGACCUAGGAAACAAUCAAGUCAUAGUAAAAGGUGUUGUUGAUCCAGAAAAGUUGGCGAACGACGUGUACAAGAGGACAGGGAAGCAAGCUAUAGUAGUGAAGGAGGAAGAGGUAAAAAAGGAAGAAGAGAAGAAAGAAGAAGAGAAAAAAGAGAAAGAAGAAGAAAAGAAAGGAAAUGAAGAAGAAGGAAAAGGCAAAGAGGAAGAUGAUAAGACAACAACAGAUAUCAAGAAAAGUGAAUAUAUGCAUCAAAGGGACUACAUUUUCAUGGAGUAUGCUAAUUACCCCCCUCAGAUUUUCAGUGAUGAGAAUCCUCAUGCUUGCUCUGUCAUGUAACCCUUUAGGUUACUCUUUGGCAAGUGGUGGAGUCUGGAAUUCUGACAAAUCGAUUGAAAAAAUCGAAAAAAUGUUGAGCUUAAGAUUUGAAACUUCUUCAUGUUCAAUUUUCCAUAUGCUUUGGUCUAGUAUAUGCUAAUAAAUAUAUAUUAAUUGGCAAUUUGAGAGAUAUUUCUCUUCAUCUCUCUAGUACUUUGGUGUUUUGGUGCUAUAAGGUGUAAAACAAGAUGUACAUAUACUUUAAAAAGUUCCAAACUUUUGAGCUUAAUUAGAAGGUUUAUGGUGUUAAUGUUUA
Messenger RNA from Lycium ferocissimum, 1257 nucleotides. Its product is annotated as heavy metal-associated isoprenylated plant protein 7-like. The transcript has 5 exons. Lineage: Eukaryota; Viridiplantae; Streptophyta; Magnoliopsida; Solanales; Solanaceae. The coding region runs from base 138 to 962 and encodes 274 amino acids. The record is from RefSeq and is a predicted model, not a curated record. Gene Ontology annotation, molecular function: metal ion binding.